Messenger RNA from Plasmopara halstedii, 846 nucleotides. Its product is annotated as serine protease trypsin-like protein. The record is from RefSeq and is a predicted model, not a curated record. Bases 1 to 846 code for a protein of 281 amino acids. The transcript has a single exon. Gene Ontology annotation, biological process: proteolysis. Gene Ontology annotation, molecular function: serine-type endopeptidase activity. Lineage: Eukaryota; Oomycota; Peronosporomycetes; Peronosporales; Peronosporaceae.
AUGCAGCUCGUACAAGUCGUUUUGCUCUCGACUCUUGCGAUUCUCAUCACAUAUCCCAAAUUUACGAUAGCAUUGACAUCCGAGACCGAAAGUCGCAUAUACGGUGGUUUGAAUGCAAACUUUACCAACUUCCUGUACACUGCCGGUCUUCAUGUCAAUGAUUCGAACUCUAUACUGUUUUGUGGUGGCACUUUGAUCGCACCUCAGUACAUUCUUACUGCUGGACAUUGUAUGGAGAUCGCCAUGCACGAUAUUUAUGUCUCGCUUGGGUCAAAAUUUAGUUCGGGUGGAGGCACUCAAAUGUCCGAAAUGAAACGUGUCGUGGCAGCGUAUCGACACCCAUUAUACGUAUUACAACCCGACAUAGAAACUGUAACGCAUGAUGUGGCGGUACUUAAACUAGAGUCCCCAUCCAACCUUCAACCUGCGCGAUUAGCUGCAUCAGAUGGAUCAGAUAACAAACCUGGUCAGAUGGCUACAGUGCUCGGCUGGGGCCGAAUGGACAAUGAGACAUUUGCCGACAUCCUCCAAUCUGCUGAUGUUGAAGUAAUUACAAAUGACGAGUGUACCAAACAAUACACGAACGCGGCGGAUGACACAAUAGUGGACGAGUCGGUCCUUUGCGCCGGUCAUGGCAAGAAUGUGGAUUCAUGCUACGGAGACUCGGGAGGACCUUUGAUUGUAGAUGAUGCCAUCGUAGGCAUUGUAAGUUGUGGACCGGAAAGUUGCGGCGUUUUGCCUGGUACGUACACUCGAGUCACUGAAGUGCUAGAUUUCAUAGUCGAGAUUAUAAAUGGUGGAUCCACUGGAAAUAUCACAGAUCUGCUGAUCAAGCGAUCGAAAUAA